Wyeomyia smithii (pitcher-plant mosquito) is the source of this 1467-nucleotide messenger RNA. It is a transcript of the gene Inx7, whose product is annotated as innexin inx7. The record is from RefSeq and is a predicted model, not a curated record. The transcript has 4 exons. Bases 103 to 1311 code for a protein of 402 amino acids. Gene Ontology annotation, biological process: phototransduction. Lineage: Eukaryota; Metazoa; Arthropoda; Insecta; Diptera; Culicidae. Gene Ontology annotation, cellular component: gap junction; plasma membrane. Gene Ontology annotation, molecular function: gap junction channel activity.
ACAAAGAUAAGAAUUUGAAGUGUACGUUUGAAACUGAAUAGCUACGGGGUAUUCGAUUUCAAACUGGAGUAUUUUAGUUGAGGGUGUCGUCUUUUCUUCAAAAUGUUAAAUACAUUUUCAGUCCUUAAACCUCAUUUAAAAUUUAAAAACAGCUUUGUUUCUAUAGAUAAUUUGGCGUUUAAAUUUCAUUACCGAGCUACUUUCGCAAUAUUGCUUGUAUGCACAUUGCUGGUUACUUCAAGGCAGUAUGUUGGAGAACAUAUUAGAUGCAUUACUGGUAGUUCAAUUCCCGAGCAUGUGAUUAACACAUUUUGUUUUUUCACUACCACAUUUACUGUAAUAAAACAUUUCAAUGAAACCUUGCUACAGGACUCAUCAGUUCCGCAUCCUGGUGUUGGACACAUGAUAAACGAAGAUCCUGUAAAAUACCACGCCUACUACCAAUGGGUUCCAUUUGUUUUGUUUCUACAAGCAUUAAUGUUCUACUUUCCCCAUUAUAUCUGGAAGACAAUGGAAGGAGGCAAAAUCAGGAAACUUGCAGAUGGUCUGAGAAUGGUGGAACUAUCACACUACUACAAAGAAAAUAACAGCGUGACAUUCGAUACGAAAUAUACACUUCAUUCUAAGUCGGAAAUAGACAAAAAAAUAUUGCAAGUGCGAAACGCGUUUGAACGCCACAGAAUUAUUAAUCACCUAUGGGCGUUUAAACUUGUAUUUUGCGAGUUCCUCAAUUUGAUUAAUGUUCUUAUACAGGUGAGAUAUACAAAUAAGUUUCUUAGUGGCCGCUUCUACCAUCUGGGAAUUGAUUUCAUCAACGAAGAUUUUGAUGGAACAAUGGAUGUACUAGAUACAGUGUUUCCGAAAGUAACAAAAUGUCAUUUCCACAAAUAUGGACAUUCAGGAACAAUUCAAAAACAUGAUGCUCUCUGUGUAAUGGCUUUAAAUGUAAUUAACGAAAAAAUUUUCUCAUUCCUCUGGUUUUGGUAUGGUAUACUUGUUUUGGUAUCUAUCUGCGCACUUAUCUGGAGAAUUCAAACUUAUUGGUUGCACGGAAGGUCAACGCGAUUCAACGAAAUAGUGUUUUCGUUUGCUUGCCCUGGAAAUCUUUCUAAAAGCGAUAUCGGUAUUUUGACACGACAAUAUAAAUUUUCCGAUUGGCUGUUUCUUUACUACCUGGCUAGAAAUAUGGAUGCUCACUUAUUCAAGUCACUGUUUAGAUGUAUCAUGACCCCAAUUGUCGACGUUGAAGCUACAUUAACAUCCAAACUUAUCGAAGACUCGCAGUAUAACGAAAAUGCCAGAGAGAAUUGAAUGUUUAUUUUAAAAUAUGUAACCAGUGUAGAAUAAAGUAUAGAAUUAAUGAAUCGUUUGGAACAGCAUUUUGCGAUUAUUCCCCAUCAUGUAAUUUCCCGUAUAUUAAACAUUUGUUUGAUAAUUUAUAUAAAGAAAAAUAUGCGAAAUUAACAA